CUGAGCGACUGUCUCCAGGUAAAUGAUGUGAGUGUGUUUGCAUAUUGAUCAGAUGCUUCAGUGCUCUGAGAGUGUUUAUAGUGCUGUGAGUUUAACACUUCAUCACUGACACACACAACAAUCUUCAUCAACAUGACCUUCAUCAUCAUCUUCAUCUGGACUCUUUCAUACUGCUUUAUACUACAAGGGUGUAAAGCUCAGAUCACAGUCACUCAGACUCCUUCAGCUAAAGCCGUCACACCAGGAGAAAAUGUUGUGAUGAGCUGUAAGUUUAGUUCUGCUCCAGUCUGCAUCUCAAACCCCUGUGUGUCCUGGUACUUACAGAAACCUGGAGAAGCUCCUAAACUCCUGAUUUCAAAAGUCCAGUCAGGAACUCCAUCUAGAUUCAGUGGCAGUGGAUCUAACAGUGAUUUCACUCUGACCAUCAGUGGAGUCCAGACUGAAGAUGCUGGACAUUAUUACUGUCAGAGUUAUCACAGUGGUCCAGUGUUCACACAGUGA
Messenger RNA from Carassius auratus (goldfish), 501 nucleotides. RefSeq names its product Ig kappa chain V region S211. The record is from RefSeq and is a predicted model, not a curated record. Lineage: Eukaryota; Metazoa; Chordata; Actinopteri; Cypriniformes; Cyprinidae. The coding region runs from base 133 to 501 and encodes 122 amino acids. The transcript is spliced from 3 exons.